Messenger RNA from Anarrhichthys ocellatus (wolf-eel), 2206 nucleotides. It is a transcript of the gene rnf11a, whose product is annotated as ring finger protein 11a. Bases 321 to 764 code for a protein of 147 amino acids. The record is from RefSeq and is a predicted model, not a curated record. Gene Ontology annotation, molecular function: ubiquitin protein ligase activity. Gene Ontology annotation, biological process: ubiquitin-dependent protein catabolic process. Gene Ontology annotation, cellular component: ubiquitin ligase complex. The transcript is spliced from 3 exons. NCBI's taxonomy places the organism in Eukaryota, Metazoa, Chordata, Actinopteri, Perciformes, Anarhichadidae.
CGGUUUGUGUUUUUUUUGUAAACACGGUAAAACGGAACCAGACACGCGACAAACACUUUGCUGUAACGGCUGAACUCUUUGUCACCGAUAGUCUAACCGUAUCGCUCACCAUUGAGUGUUUAUUCCACCCAGAGAGCGACGUUGCUCCUCCCGUCGAGCUCCUCGCGGAAUGACAACAAACUAUAUCAGCUAACCUCUAGUUAAGGUAGCGUCAGACAACUCGUUGCAACGUAGCCGGAUAGCUUAGCUCCAGUUGACGCUUGCUAAAGUGUCCGUCAGCCUCAUAGCGACGUUGACACUCUCAUGGUGGUCUCGGUUCAAUGGGGAACUGCCUGUUUUCACAAGGUGCGGACGACCUGUCGCUGCUGAACGAGUCCGAGGGGGGCAGUCUGCCCGGAGAGCCUCCGCCGCCCUACCAGGAGCACACCCAGCCUAUGCCAGUGUACCAUCCCACCCCGGGGGAGAGUCGCCUGGCUUACCAGCUGACCGAGGAGGAGCAGGUCUGCAUUGCCCAGCGAAUCGGCCUCAUCCACCACCUGCCCAAAGGCGUCUUCGACCUGGGCUCCGACCCCUCUGACAAGAAAGUUAAAGAGUGUGUGAUCUGCAUGAUGGACUUUGAGUACGGCGACCCCAUUCGGUUCUUGCCCUGUCUUCACGUCUACCACGUGGACUGCAUCGACCCCUGGCUGAUGCGCUCCUUCACCUGCCCCUCCUGCAUGGAGCCGGUCGACGCGGCCCUCCUGUCCUCUUACGAAACCAACUGAGCAGCCCGCGACGGCUGCUCUCGCCUAAAAGUAACCGCACCUUUUUAGCCGAAAAUUGUCCUAGCUGUUCAAACAGGUAGCCGAGGCGAUGUGGCACUAUGCAGAUGUUGCCUACAGUACGUUGCUUGAAGUCUGAUAUGCACCUGUUUGGGCUUUUGGAAACUCUUUGCCUUUAACAGUAGGACGACGUGCCAAAUCAAGCUAGAUGAAGAAUAUGGAAAGCUGUACACGUAGCAAAAUAUUACUGCAAAGUAAUGUCACUUUUGUACGACCGACAGUCUAUUUUAAUUUGUGAUAUUUUUACGGUAAUUAAACGCAUGUCACCAUUGUGAUUUACUUCCCCUUUCUAGACUCAUUGUGCAAUAUGUAAUAUCAAUGGAGAAAAUGCAGGAAAUUUGUCUCGGUCCAGUGAAGUUUUUGUGUUUUUUUUAUAGAACAUGUGGCCUUGAAUGUCAUAAAAACGCAGGCCUCUCUACUGAUAUGCAAUCAUCAUCGUCUACAGCGCCAUAAGAUAGAAUGGUGUCCCUUUUAGAUCUAUUUUAUUUGACUACGGUUGUCUGUAGCGUUUUUCCUUUUGAAGCUGCUUUCCUAAAUGUGGAUCUGUUUUCUUUUUUUUUUGCCUUCCCACAAUAUGGAUCAUCUCCUUUGCUUUGCCUUGAGUUUGUGCUCUGUUCUGUUUUAAACAUCAGUCCUUAGCGUGUCCUUUUCAUUGUUUACUGCCAGUGACAUUUACAAAGACAAGAUAUAUGCUGUGCACCUUGGGGUACUCCUCAUCUGUAGCCUGUAGACUCCGUAGAUGAUUGUGUGUUUUGAUAUAUGUGUGUGUGUGUGUUUUGAGAAGACGGCGGGUAGAGAUUGGCAUGUCAGUUGUAAACCUCGGUGUAGUUCCUUCUCUUUUUCUAGGUCCAAGCUGUUGGGGUUUGUUCUGUGGUGACGGCCGUCUUACAGCAAGUGAUGCAGAGCUCCUGUGUCUGGUCAACCAAAAACACUCAUAUUUUGGUGUUAGACGUGUACUCUCUUGAUACUGAUACUGUGUAAUGUAUAGUACAAAGAAGUACAAUUCUGAAAGAGAAGCUACAGCAGUAGAAAGGAAUGUGUCUUGAAUGUAAAGGAUUAUUUCAGCUUUUAAAGAUCCGGACAGUACACGUGACAAUAAGAGGACAUGUCUGAUUUACUCUGCUGUGCCUUUUGAGGUUGAGGAAAGCCAAUUCCUGUGAAGUACAAUCCUUUGUGACACGACUUUUUCCUUUUCUUUUAGUUGUCCUCUCGGGGCAAACGGACACCAGCACUGUUCUGAUUUGUGUCACUAUGUAUUUGGCCAGACAUUUAGCCAGACUCUGGCUGCUGUUAACAAUCAGUUUGUGUUUUAAUAUAUGUGUGCCACCAUUGGCAGAUUUUAGGGAAAAUCCUGAAACCACAAUAAAAGUCGACACCAGAUUUUA